AUGAACGAGGCAAUAGUCAAUGUCCAUUUGGAAGAUGUCCCAAAGACAUCAUCAUUGAUAUCAUGGUCAAAAAAUGGGCUCAUUGCUUAUGUGUCACCAUGCAAACAGUCAAAGCACAACCUUUUGUUGACUUAUCUUGAGAGUGUGAACGGCCAUUCAUGGAGAUUAGCACCACCACAACCAGUUGAAGUCAAACUAGAAAACAAUUUUGUGCCCGAAUUAUCCUUGUUGUGCUGGAGUACCCUUAGCACCGACUUGGCAGUUUCCGACGUGUAUGGUAACUUUUACAUCUUUUUGGCUGGGGUGGGAAUGGUGGAUUCCAAAGAUUCGUUACCAAGUUAUGAAUUGACUUCGUACAACCACAUGGAGAUGAUUUAUCGAGACGUUAUAAAUCAAAAUAUAAAGUCACCCAUCAACCCAGGUGCUUUCAUCAUUGCAUUUAAAUGGCUCAACAUUGAAAAGCCACAGAUAUUAAACAAACCUGCAAGCUUGAUUAAUUUGCAACAAUCAUACGUGUACACAUAUGGAGUCAAUCAGUAUGCACCUCAUGGUGUCCUGCAUCCUAUUCCGACUAAACAAGCUUGUUUGGCUCUACGAAGAAAUGGUACUUUAAUGUUAUACUACCAAGGUGAACACAAGGUAGAGUACCAUAGAGUUUCCACCAACCUUCAUGAUAAGCCAAUGAUGAUCAGCAAUGCAUCGAUUGGGUUUACUAACGACAAGGAAAUUUUGAUCACUACUUAUGAUAACUUGUCAGGUGAAAUUUCGACUUACUUGGCCACCAUUGAUUGGGGCUUUCUCGUCGAAUCGGCAAAGAGACAAAAAACUGAUCCCCACUAUCACACACCCAAAGAAAACCAAAAUCUUCCCACUAUAAGCUUAACCAAAAUCCACGAGAUGAAACCGUUACCAGAGUACAAAGAGGGUAACAUUUACCCAUUGCGUUGUAUCGACAUUGUAUCCGCUUCUGCGGAAAAGGAGUCAAAGGCAAGUAUUUUGAUUAGCUAUGGAGCAGUAAAGAUAUACCGGUAUGAGGUUGUCAAUACUGUUGAGACUAUAUCUGAUGCAUUUUCUGAAUUGGGUACCAAAAUGAAUGCUCUUGUGGAGAGUACACACCCUAAAACAAUUGAGCUAAAGGAUACGAUUUCUAGAAAUGGAUCAAUUCAAUCCAUAAUUAUUGGACCAUCGGACUUGCAUUGUAUGAUUUUAUACGAAAGUGGUUACAUUGAUGUCUUGGACACAAAAACUUGGGAAGUCAUCAACACGUCAAAUAGGCAAUUUCCACCACGCACAAUCACAACUGCAUUUGAAGUUGGAUUUGCAUUUCCUGAAAUAAAACACAAAGACCAAUUGGUUUUGGCAGUUUCACCGAAUAUGACGUCAGUGGUAUACACAGAAGUUUACAAUGAAACUGAUGACUUGACGUUGAAACCAAUUGAAAAAGUACGCAACACAGGCUUUCAACCAAGAGACUUAUUUGCCACAUCUGUUGCGUUGGCAUAUAGACAUGCUUAUGCUUGUUACACAAACACUUUUACUGAUGAUUUGAUUAUAUUGAUUCAAUUCGAAGUGCAAAGACUUCGAUCAUUGUUGUUUAGGCAGAUGCCCGAUAAAAACGACAGUAUCAAAUUAAUGCUUAAAAAGUUUCUCGAGUCGAUAAUAAGUGAAGCACACAAAUCAAUCAAUUUCCAAUUGGAUGCAUUUAGCAAAGAGUCUGUUGAUAAAUUGUUGUCCAAUCCACCAUUGCAAAAGUUACUUUCAUUACAGUUGAUUCUUGGAGAAGCCCAGGGUAACUCUGUUAUGUCUGAUAUUGCAUGGAUUGUUUUGAACUUGAGAAGCACCAAUUUUGGCAUUAUGUUUUCUCUAUCCAGCAUAUACCGCCAAAUUUCGAAAAAGAAACCAAGUGAAGACACCUUGCAGGAUUCAAUCGCUAGAGGCGAAUGUAUUAUAUCAUUGAUUGGGAACAUAAAAUGGCUUAUGGAUCUAAUGGCUUACUUUAACCAAGAGUUGCUACAACUUUCGUAUUUCAGAAAUGAUACCGAAAACAGCAAGCUAAACCUCAGUAACUCGGUGGUAUUACCCAUCAUUUUGAGCAAAGUUCCGAGGUUGUUUUUGAUGUAUGCAAUCUCAUCCAUGGGCAAAACUCAUGAAAUAUUGAAAAAAUUGCACAAGGAUUUAGCGGAGAGUAAUAAACUUUUUACACCCAUGAAGGAAGCUUUAAAUAGGUAUUUUACUAUCUGUUCUGGUGCACCAUUGACUUUGAGCCUAUUUGAACAGUAUCUUCGUGAGUGUGAUGCGUUGAUUGCAAAAGAGCUCACCACAAGACUAGCUUCAAAGGAAAAAGGUUAUUCGUUGAAAAUUGAGCAAAAAUUGGUUUGUCAAGGUGAACUUGCAGAUGAUGUAAAGGAUAUUGCUCGAAUUUUAGUUGAUCGGUAUGCGCACAAUAUUACUCGUGAAAUGAAAGUUUCCGAGUUGUACUUUUACAACACAGAGUGGUUAAACAUUGGCUUCAAUAAGCCCGCUCGAUCGAUUGAAGAUUCGUCAAUCAUCGUGUAUCCACAGGUGUCGAACAAAAAGGUAGUACCAAGGUUGAAGCUCGAUCGUGAUAUCGAUGCAUUGAGGAAGAUCUAUAUCUACGAUGGGAAGAUUCGAAGAUGCACUAGAUGCAGAUCAGUUUCGUUGGUCUCAGACCCAUUAGUAUUUGAAUCCCCUACCGCAAUAGGCUUGUGGACCAUGGUUUUCCAAAGAACUUGCAUUUGUGGUAAUACAUGGGUAAAUAUUUGA
Messenger RNA from Lodderomyces parapsilosis, 2784 nucleotides. It is a transcript of the gene MED16, whose product is annotated as Med16p. The transcript has a single exon. The record is from RefSeq and is a predicted model, not a curated record. Gene Ontology annotation, biological process: positive regulation of DNA-templated transcription. Bases 1 to 2784 code for a protein of 927 amino acids. Gene Ontology annotation, cellular component: mediator complex. Lineage: Eukaryota; Fungi; Ascomycota; Pichiomycetes; Serinales; Debaryomycetaceae.